Messenger RNA from Lentinula edodes (shiitake mushroom), 1569 nucleotides. RefSeq names its product peptidase S28. The record is from RefSeq and is a predicted model, not a curated record. Bases 1 to 1569 code for a protein of 522 amino acids. Gene Ontology annotation, molecular function: dipeptidyl-peptidase activity; serine-type exopeptidase activity. Gene Ontology annotation, biological process: proteolysis. Lineage: Eukaryota; Fungi; Basidiomycota; Agaricomycetes; Agaricales; Omphalotaceae. The transcript is spliced from 8 exons.
AUGCCUUUGGACCAUUUCGCAAAUUCGACUGUCGACGGUGUCACUACUUUUGAAAAUCGCUAUUGGAUAAACGCGACAUACUACGAGCCUGGCGGGCCAGUGUUCAUCUUCGAUUCUGGCGAACAAGAUGCUGCUCCUUUGGUUCCAUAUUAUCUGCAGGAAUAUCAUGGACUUUCGGCGACUAUGCGUCUUGCCAAACGAUACAAUGGUUUUGCGAUCCUUUGGGAACAUCGUUUUUACGGAGAUUCGCUACCCUUCCCUAUAAAUGAGAAUACCACAGCUCAGCAAUGGCAAUUUCUGACUACCGAGCAGGCCUUAGAGGACGUCGUAUUCUUCGCCGAUUCUUUCAGCAAAAACAGCAGCUCAGCUUCAGAAUUUUUGAUGAGCUCCGCUUCUGUCAAUUCCACUGCUAGUAUCAAUUUUCAUAGUCUACCUCUACAUCCCUCAGUGACUCCCUGGGUGUGGCUUGGCGGUUCUUAUCCCGGAGUCCGUGGUGCACUUUUGCGUCAACGCAACCCGGAAACGAUAUUCGCAGCAUGGGCCUCAUCAGCACCUGUACACGCUCAAGUAGACAUGUGGGCCUACUAUGCCGCUGCUCAGCGAAGCUUGACAACAAAUUGCUCAGCGGAUUGGGUAGCCGUUACUAGCUACGUUGAUAAUGUACUGCGAGGAACAAAUGCAACCCUUAUAGAGGAUCUGAAAUUUGACUUGCUCAAAGCUCGACUAAGUGGUCCUGGAGGAAAUACCAGCGGUGCCGAUGGCUUGACAAAACAGCAGGCGAAUAAAACCAGUGAUGUGGAUGCUGCCUCGAUCCUGAUGGACCCCCUCAACUUUUAUCAGUACUACGGCUUCGUCGACUCGAUUUUACCUUUCUGCAACCUUCUCGAGACCAAAAACUUCACCGCAGCUCCUGCGGAGAACGGUAUCGUGUCGAUUUCAGGAGUUGAAGAUGCCUUACAGGCUUUCCUCGCUGCUCUUGCAGAGCUCGAUUAUGAUUCUAUCCCUGGGUCUGCAGAUGACCCUGUUGCGGACAUGUCUUGGAUGAGGCAGUACUGCUCCGAAUACGGUUUCUACCAACGUGGCGACCCCGAUAACCCAUUAUCCAUUGAGACUUCCUUCCAGUCUUUAGAGCUGUUCCAGCAACAGUGUAACGAAGCCUUCUCUGAUCAUCUUCCGACCUGGCCUCAAGUAGGGAAUAUCAACAAAUAUGGCGGGUGGGAUAUGCAGCCUUCGAACAUUAUGUUUGCUAAUGGCGAAUUCGACCCAUGGCGAACGAUGGGUCUCGCAUCCAUUGAAUCAAAUGCUCCUCAGAGAAAACCUUCAGUCAUUGUUCCAGGGUGUGACGUCCCCUCAAACGCAACGACAUUCUUUGGCAUAACGUAUGACAACAUGGUGCACGUUUCGGAUAUGCGCGUGCUUUUGAUUCCAGACUCGAACCACACGGAUUUCAAGACAAUUGGAUUUUACAGUCCAGUGUCACAGGCACCUUUUUAUACAGGACUUGGACUUUUCCAGCUGGCAUUAGAUGAAUGGCUGCCUUGUUUCGCAGCCAAGUCCGCAAGGGUGUAG